Messenger RNA from Protopterus annectens (West African lungfish), 2980 nucleotides. It is a transcript of the gene PCSK1, whose product is annotated as proprotein convertase subtilisin/kexin type 1. Gene Ontology annotation, molecular function: serine-type endopeptidase activity. The transcript has 14 exons. Gene Ontology annotation, biological process: protein processing. Gene Ontology annotation, cellular component: trans-Golgi network; Golgi membrane. The record is from RefSeq and is a predicted model, not a curated record. Lineage: Eukaryota; Metazoa; Chordata; Ceratodontiformes; Protopteridae. The coding region runs from base 727 to 2967 and encodes 746 amino acids.
GGACUGAAGCAAACCACACAUAUGAUUCUGUACAAAAAUACUCGCUGUUAAACGCACUUAAAAUGAUUGAAAUGAUACCCAACAAGUUAACACCCAAAUUGACCCACUGAGUGCCGUAGUUCUGCCAAAAGCACGGCUUAUAUAUGAUUUGGCAGCUCUUACGCAGAUGACUCGAUACUCUGCAAUAAUAUUGCAUAUGCAAAAAAAUAUGCAUUUGUCCUUUUGGACUGUUCUAUUACUGCUGCUCUUUGAAGAGUACAAUUGAAUCGACCCUAUGAAAUCAUUUUGCUAAAGAAAACAGAGCAGAUCUGACAAUAGAGAGGAAGAAGUAUUUCAGCACGGACAGCUCCUAGGGAAAAAAAAACUGGCUUUAUAGAUUCUGGGCACAAUAUGGUCUUCAACCCACACGCCAGCACCACGGGUUCCAAGGAUGUCUUAUUUUAGCACGCCUGUCUUGGGAAUUGUGCUCUGUUGAUCUUAAAGCAGGUAGACUGGAUUUGACGUCAGAAAGUCGCUUUCGUAGUUUUGACGUGCUUUACUCAUUUCCAUCCAACCUCUUGGGAUUUGAUUAGUUUUUUAUUCUUGUAGACUUGCACUGUUCUAUGGUUCAGUCAGCAUCCUCCACCUUCACCCAGCUUCGUUUCUUUAUCCAGGGUGUUGCCUUAGCAAAAGUCUUUUAAUUUUUGUUGUAAGUUGACUGCAGGCUUUGUGGUACAAAUAUCUAUAAUGGGUGUGAAAUGUGUUGCUUUUGUUGUGUGUAGCGUGCUCUAUGCUCUGGGCAUCGUCGUUUCCGAUAAACAAUACGUUAAUGAAUGGGCAGUAGAGAUCCCAGGGGGACCAGAAGCUGCAAAAUCGCUAGCAAAUGAAUUUGGAUACGAUUUCCUCGGACAGAUUGGGUCACUUGAAAAUCAUUACCUUUUGAGACAUAAGAGCCAUCCCAGAAGGACACGAAGAAGUUUAGACCAUAUAACUAAACGAUUAGCUGAUGAUGAGAGGGUAUUAUGGGCCGAACAACAGUAUGAAAAAAAAAGAAGUCGACGCUCUCCUGUAAGAGACUGUAUUGACUGCACAGCUGAAGGCAUGUUUAACGAUCCCAUGUGGAGUCAGCAAUGGUACCUGCAAGACACACGGACCUCCCCUUCUUUGCCCAAGUUAGACCUCCAUGUUAUUCCAGUGUGGAAAAAGGGAAUAACAGGCAAAGGCAUAGUGAUCACAGUAUUGGAUGAUGGCCUUGAAUGGAAUCACACAGAUAUCUACGCUAACUAUGAUCCUGAUGCCAGCUAUGAUUUUAAUGAUAAUGAUCGUGAUCCAUUUCCCAGAUAUGAUCCAACCAAUGAAAACAAGCAUGGUACAAGAUGUGCUGGUGAAAUUGCAAUGCAAGCCAAUAAUGGAAAGUGCGGUGUUGGAGUAGCAUAUAAUGCUAAAGUUGGAGGAAUCAGGAUGUUAGAUGGAAUAGUGACAGAUGCCAUUGAAGCCAGUUCAAUUGGAUUCAGUCCUGAGCAUGUGGAUAUUUACAGUGCAAGCUGGGGUCCAAAUGAUGAUGGAAAAACUGUGGAGGGGCCUGGCAGACUGGCCCAGAAGGCAUUUGAAUAUGGUAUACAAAAGGGUCGGCGAGGAAAAGGAUCGAUUUUUGUAUGGGCAUCAGGGAAUGGUGGUCGACAGGAUGACAACUGUGACUGUGAUGGUUACACUGACAGCAUUUACACAAUCUCCAUCAGCAGUGCCUCCCAGCAGGGCUUGUCUCCUUGGUAUGCAGAGAAAUGCUCAUCAACACUGGCCACAGCAUACAGCAGCGGUGACUACACAGACCAGAGAAUAUCCAGUGCUGACCUUCACAAUGACUGCACCGAGACACAUACAGGUACAUCAGCAUCUGCUCCUUUAGCAGCAGGAAUCUUUGCACUUGCCUUGGAAGCCAACCCUGAUCUCACCUGGAGAGAGUUACAGCAUUUGGUAGUGUGGACAUCAGAAUAUGAUCCUUUAGCCAACAAUCCAGGCUGGAAGAAGAAUGGUGCAGGUCUGAUGGUAAACAGUAGAUUUGGAUUUGGCUUGUUGAAUGCCAAGGCAUUAGUAGAUUUAGCAAGCCCUACAACUUGGAAGGGGAUACCUGACAAGAAAGAGUGCAUUGUGAAAGAUGACAGCUUUGAGUCAAGGUUGCUGAAGGCAGGAGGAGAAGUUAUUAUUGAAAUACCAACAAAAGCCUGUGAAGGUCAGGAUAAUACAAUUAAAUCCUUGGAACACUUACAGUUAGAGGCAACUAUAGAAUAUACUCGCAGAGGAGAUCUUCACAUUACCCUAACAUCUCCAUCAGGGACAAGCACUGUACUCUUGGCAGAAAGGGAAAGGGAUUCCUCUCCUAAUGGUUUCAAGAAUUGGGCCUUUAUGUCAGUGCACACAUGGGGUGAAGAGCCAGUAGGCACAUGGCUUUUACGAAUAACUGAUGUGUCUGGAAGACCAGAGAAUGAAGGACAGAUUGUUAACUGGAAACUGGUUCUACAUGGAACCUCAGUAAAGCCAGAGCACAUGAAGAAACCAAAAGUUUACACCCCUUAUAAUGCUGUUCAGAAUGACAGAAGAGGAGUGGAAAAGAUUUCCAACAUUUCAGAGGAGAAUGACAUGGAUAGCAGUAUUCCAAGGACACUAAAGACUACAGAAAGUACAAUUACAGAUGACAAGACAAAUGACAAAAUACAGCUUGCAGCAAUGAUGCACCUCCUGCAAAACGCUUUCAACAAAGAAGCAAGUCACAAUGGACAGAAUAAAGUCACUCCUAAUGAAGACUUAAACAUUCCUUAUGAAAGCUUCUAUCAAGCUCUGGACAAGUUAAACAAACAUUCACAUUCUGCUAACCAGGAGGAUAACAUGUAUAGUGAUUACAGUGAUCUGUUUUAUAACUCCAAGCCGUACAAACAUCGAGAUGAUAGACUACUGCAAGCUCUUAUCAAUAUCCUCAGUAAUAGAAAUUAAAUACUGCAGAAAG